AUGAAAAUAGAUAAGAGCUUGACCAAUUUGGGUUUUGUGAAAUGUAGGUCUGAGCAUGGAGUGUAUGUGAAGUCAGGGGGUGAAGACAUUAUGAUGCUAUGCCUUUAUGUUGAUGAUCUAUUAUUGACAGGAAAUAAUGAAGCAAAAGUGAAUGAAUUUAAGAAAAAUCUGAUGGAUGAGUUUGAAAUGACUGACCUGGGUGAGUUGUCAUAUUUCCUUGGAAUUGAAUUCAAGAAGUGUAGUGAAGGAAUUGUUCUCACACAGCAAAAAUAUGCUAAUGAUAUUCUGCAUAGAUUCAAUAUGCAACACUGUAACAGUGCUGAAACACCUGCAGAAGCUGGAUUGUGGCUCGAUAGAGAUAGUGAAGAGGACUUAGUAGAUGCUACUGAGUUUAGAAGGAUUGUUGGGGCAUUGAGAUAUCUCUGCAACACCAGACCUGGUUUUCAGUGUUGGUCUGAUUAG
Molecule: messenger RNA, 462 nt
Organism: Glycine soja
Lineage: Eukaryota; Viridiplantae; Streptophyta; Magnoliopsida; Fabales; Fabaceae
Exons: 1
Coding region: 1-462 (153 amino acids)
Source: RefSeq, a predicted model, not a curated record